Molecule: messenger RNA, 2571 nt
Organism: Meriones unguiculatus (Mongolian gerbil)
Lineage: Eukaryota; Metazoa; Chordata; Mammalia; Rodentia; Muridae
Gene: Gabra6
Product: gamma-aminobutyric acid type A receptor subunit alpha6
Exons: 9
Coding region: 610-1752 (380 amino acids)
Biological process (GO): regulation of postsynaptic membrane potential; nervous system process; gamma-aminobutyric acid signaling pathway
Cellular component (GO): dendrite membrane; synapse; postsynapse
Molecular function (GO): benzodiazepine receptor activity; inhibitory extracellular ligand-gated monoatomic ion channel activity; transmitter-gated monoatomic ion channel activity involved in regulation of postsynaptic membrane potential
Source: RefSeq, a predicted model, not a curated record
AUGCCAAAACUAGCCGUGGAUUUCUUCCUUUUAAUCUCCCCUAAUGCCUUAGUCAAUUACUGUCAUUGCUCUGCCUCUCCACUUCCCCAAUGAACGAGUCAGAGGAGGCUGGGUAUCAACAAGACUCAAUCUAAGACCACAAACAAACCCAUUCCAUGUGAAAAGACAGAAAUAACACAGGAAUGCCAAAUGCUUUCUUGGCAACCCCUUCGUCUAUUGGAUUGCUGACGGGAUAUAGACUGGGUCGAGGGAUAUGAGGGGUUUGGAAGAUUUCUCCAGUUGAUUGUCAAAAGAGAGCUGACUGAGGGGAGAAAUAAAGCAGGAGGAGGGUGACCUGGCAUUUCAGUGGACCAUAGGAUGGUGUUGCUUCUCCCCUGGCUGUUCAUUAUUCUACGGUGUGAGAAUUUUUGACUCUCCACCUUCAGGCUAGAAAAUGCCCAAGCUCAACUUGAAGAUGAAGGCAACUUCUACUCUGAAAACGUCAGUCGGAUUCUUGACAACUUGCUGGAAGGCUAUGACAAUCGUCUACGGCCAGGAUUUGGAGGUGCUGUCACAGAAGUCAAAACAGACAUCUAUGUGACCAGCUUUGGGCCUGUGUCAGAUGUGGAAAUGGAGUAUACAAUGGAUGUUUUCUUCCGCCAGACUUGGAUUGAUGAGAGGCUGAAGUUUAGGGGUCCUGCUGAGAUUCUUAGCUUAAAUAACUUGAUGGUUAGUAAGAUCUGGACUCCAGACACGUUUUUCCGGAAUGGGAAAAAGUCAAUUGCUCACAACAUGACCACCCCUAACAAGCUCUUCCGAUUAAUGCAGAACGGAACUAUCCUGUACACCAUGAGGCUUACCAUCAAUGCAGAUUGUCCCAUGAGGCUGGUGAACUUCCCUAUGGAUGGACACGCCUGUCCACUAAAGUUUGGGAGCUAUGCUUAUCCUAAAAGUGAAAUCAUAUAUACAUGGAAAAAAGGACCGCUUUACUCAGUAGAAGUCCCAGAAGAAUCUUCUAGCCUCCUACAGUAUGAUUUGAUUGGGCAAACAGUUUCUAGUGAGACUAUUAAAUCUAACACAGGUGAAUAUGUAAUAAUGACAGUCUAUUUCCACUUACAAAGAAAGAUGGGCUAUUUCAUGAUCCAGAUAUACACUCCCUGCAUUAUGACAGUCAUUCUUUCUCAGGUGUCUUUCUGGAUUAAUAAGGAGUCGGUCCCAGCAAGAACUGUCUUUGGAAUCACCACUGUUUUAACCAUGACCACCUUAAGCAUCAGUGCCCGGCACUCGCUACCUAAAGUGUCCUACGCGACUGCCAUGGACUGGUUCAUAGCCGUGUGCUUUGCUUUUGUCUUUUCUGCCCUCAUUGAGUUUGCAGCUGUCAACUACUUCACCAACCUCCAGUCACAGAAGGCAGAAAGGCGGGCUGCACAGACCGCAGCCCCGCCCCCGGUGGCAACAUCCAAAGCAACUGAACCACGAGAAGCUGAGAUUAUUGUGCACUCUGACUCCAAGUACCAUCUGAAGAAGAGGAUCAGCUCUCUGAAUUUGCCAAUAGUUUCAUCUUCUGAGGCCAGCAAAGUCCUCAGUAGAAUGCCCAUCUUACCAUCAACACCUGUCACUCCCCCACCGCUUUUACCAGCUGUUGGAGGCACCAGCAAAAUAGAUCAAUAUUCUCGAAUUCUCUUUCCCGUAGCAUUUGCAGGAUUCAACCUUGUGUACUGGAUAGUCUACCUUUCCAAGGACACAAUGGAAGUGAGCAGUACUGUUGAGUAGUUUGCAGCCCGGACAACCUGGAUACUGUAGCUUCUCGUUUGCCUCACUGACAGCACAAAAAUUAUUGAGGUUUGUAUAGAUGUUCUCAUUUCAUAAACGAAGUGAAAACUGAAUACCUAUAUUUCAUAAUGUGAAAUAAGUGUGUUUGGGUCAAAAGCAAUGAUGUUAUUCUUCAAAAUGAAAAUUAAAAGGCUACUGAAAAUGUGACUUUUCUAUACAGUUAAAUAAUAAUAAUAACAAUAAUAAUAAAUAUCAUUCAUCUACAUUGAUAAGGAAGAUUCAAAAUGAGUUUGCCAAACUUUGUCUUCAGUGUUCAAUAUGUCUAAUAAUCACCGUGAAUAACAUUUUCCAUAAAGCAGAUAAACUCAGACAUGCUGACAUUUCUAAAGCUUGCCUUAAAUUUGUUUAUUUUGGCUUAGUUUCUGGUCUAAAUAUUUAUUGGUAUGUUUAUACAGCAUGCUAGCAGCCUUUAUGAUUUUACAAGAGCUUUCAGUGGCACUGGACCACUUAAAUUGAGUUUAGACAUUUCUCUUUAACCUUGCUGUGUUCUUUUUACCUCAAUAAAAUGUGGCAUUAUAUACAUAUAAAUAAUACAUAGUUUAUAAAUUAUGUAUGCCCAUGUACAUAGCUUUAGUCAUGCUGCAAUAAUGUUGCUAUUUCCCACGAAAUUCACCUUUGAAAAGAAGAUGCUUACCAUAACACCAGGCAGUUGUGGGAAGGUCACUCUGUGCACUGUGACUGUUCAUUCUGAUUAUUGUUACUGCUCAUAUGUUCCGCCAACCUAAGUAUAAUACUAAAUAAAACCACAACAAGCCUGCA